AUGGCUUCAUAUCUUGGUUUAAAGAGUUUGGGGAUUUUUGUUCUUGCUCUAGCCUUCGGCAUUCAAGCCGCACAAGGAAAAAUAUCUUGCGAGAAUUUGAACAAAGAUUCGUGUGCCUUCGCAAUAUCAUCUUCCGGCAAGCGCUGCGUGCUGGAGAAGCACGUAUGCAGAACCGGUUAUGAAAAAUAUUCGUGCCGAAUGUCAGAAAUUGAGGCCGAAAACCUCAAGGACUGGAUUGAAACUGACAAGUGUAUUAAGGCCUGCGGCUUGGAUAGAAAUGUGCUGGGAAUUUCGUCAGACUCUCUUUUGGACUCUCAUUUUACCCAAAAACUAUGCUCAACACGAUGCUACGGUGGCUGCCCCAACAUUGUUGAUCUCUACUUCAAUCUUGCUGCUGGGGAAGGUGUAUACCUUCCCAAAUUAUGCGAUGCAAAAAGAGCAAAUUCACGUCGAGAAAUGAGUGAAAUCAAGAGCUCUGGAUACGUAGCACCUGGCCCUGAAUCAGGAUUCAAGCCUGGAAAUUUCAUGGUUGCCCCAGCAAUGGCUCCUUAUUGA
Fraxinus pennsylvanica is the source of this 555-nucleotide messenger RNA. The record is from the annotation of a GenBank genome assembly. NCBI's taxonomy places the organism in Eukaryota, Viridiplantae, Streptophyta, Magnoliopsida, Lamiales, Oleaceae.